This is a messenger RNA of Equus caballus (horse), 4618 nucleotides long. It is a transcript of the gene BTBD18, whose product is annotated as BTB domain containing 18. Gene Ontology annotation, cellular component: nucleus. NCBI's taxonomy places the organism in Eukaryota, Metazoa, Chordata, Mammalia, Perissodactyla, Equidae. Gene Ontology annotation, molecular function: protein binding. Gene Ontology annotation, biological process: positive regulation of transcription elongation by RNA polymerase II; piRNA processing. The record is from RefSeq and is a predicted model, not a curated record.
GGGGGAAGUUUUAUAUAUAUAUUUACAUUUAAAGUGGAGACUAUACAAUCUCUGAGGAAUUACUGCAGAGCUCCAGCGGGGGCCAAAGGAACGAGGGCUUUCUAGAAUGGCACGCCUAAGCCUCGGUUCUCUUUGACGGUGGGGGUCCUCGCUCCCUCUCCCUUCCUUUCCGGGUUGGGAAACAGAAAAGAGCUGAUUUUAUUUCUCUGCUGCUAUUUGGUUUGUUGCUUUCCACCCCAAAGCAUUUUCCCAAAGGAAGACAGGAAGGAAAGGAGAAAUCCGAGAAACAGGACUACUAUGUAUUGAUUGGGAUAGUAGGGGAUAUCUGAGGAAGUGCGCUAAAUCAAUCAGCUCUGGAAGGACAUCAGAGACCACUCCAGACCGGAAGUUCUGCAACUCCCUUGGCCACCAGUUCUCCGAGAUUUGGGGCUGAAGUGGUAUCUGUGAAAAACGUGAAUUCAGAAACUAGCCAAUGACCUUGUUCCAGAACACCGCUGCGUUGGGAGACACCCAGAUUAGAGAUGUGGGGUCAAGGUGUGAGCAGAGCCAUCCAGAGGCUUUUUCCUGCCUUAAACCUGCAGUGAGGCCAUUUGCAACGUCUUCAAAGGGAGGCCGGAAGUGUCCUUCAAUGGCCUGGGAGCCUGCCCUCUGGCAGCGUCCGGCCCCUCUUUUCGGCGACUUUUCAUGGAGCGCCGAACGAGAAGCCCGGCUUCCCUAAGAAUUCCUCCCAAGCUGGCCCUUCCCCUACCUCUCGCGGCAGCCGACUCUCUUCCCUCAACCCUCAAGUCCCUCGAGACUUAGCCUCCCGCCCAAAGCGCUCCUCCUCCUGUCAUUGGCUCUCCGAGGAGCCUUCGGCCAAUGGGGAUGACGUAUUCCGGCAGUCGUCGGCCCGAGGGUGGGGGAGGGGGAAGGACGUCGGGCCCCGCGACGCCGAGCGCGAGGACGGCGGCGCGAGGUGUGUGGCGCGGGCCGCGUGGUCUCCGCCCCUCAGUGUCACCAGCUGCCAGUGCAUAAGGGCACCGGGGCCCGCGGCGGUGCCAGGGCGCCAGGGGGUGGCUGCAAAGCCCGUGCGGCCAGAGGUGGCGGUGAGGGUGAGCCCUGAAUUCGGGCCUCCGGGAUCCGCACGCUCCAUUCCCAGAAACCUUCGCGCUGAGAGGUCUCUCUUCAAAGGAGUUGGGCCGGGGCGUCUGGAGCGUGCGGGGCACCCAACUUUGCAGGGCCUUCCCUGAAGCCUUGCUUUCUCCGCCAACCCCGCUCCCCUUGGUUCUGAACGGGCGAGGAACCCUCAGGCCGUUGACCCACCUGUGCUGCUUUCUUUGCUAAUCGUCCCCGUGAGAGGCCGGACAUUGGGAGGAAGCAAGGCGGGCUGGACAGAGGACCCACACACAGAGAGGACGGCAGGAGCAGCUCCUACUGCAGGACUAUUGCAGUUUGGCGUGAACUAUUUGCAUUCUCAGUGCCACCUGACAGAAAAGUGCAUGCAGGAAAGGAACGUCAGCUGUGCAGAAUCUGAUCUGAGAAAACAUAGAAGGUUUGUUAAGGGACCAGUAUGUGCUCUCCCGCCAGUCCCAAAAUCCUGUACAGGAAUCCCCGGUUCCUCCGGUUAGCUUUUUUGCAGCUUCAUCACCAGCAACAGAGUGGUGUGUUCUGUGAUGUCCUUCUGCAGGCAGAAGGUGAGGCAGUCCCAGCCCACUGCUGCAUCCUGUCAGCCUGCAGCCCAUUCUUCACAGAGCGCCUGGAGCGAGAGAGGCCAGCCCAGGGCCGGAAGGUGGUGCUGGAGCUGGGGGGCCUGAAGAUCAGGACACUCAGGAAGCUGGUGGACUUCCUGUAUACCUCAGAGAUGGAAGUUUCCCGAGAAGAAGCCCAGGAUGUGCUUUCUGCUGCCCGUCAGCUCCGUGUAUCUGAGCUAGAAUCCCUUCAGUUAGAGGGUGGGAAGUUGGUCAAGGCUCCUCAGGGCCGAAGACUGAACCGGGAGUGCUUACAACCUCCAAGUGCCGCACCAAUCUCUGCCAGGGUGGUGGCAUCCAGCCGCCGCCCUCGAACUCCACUGCCUGUUACCCAAACUCCCGGUCCUCUUGGGGCUGUGAGAUUGAAGUCCUCAGGGAAGGAGGAGGGGCCCCUGGAGAAGAGCAACCGACAGAAUGCAGAGAACUUGUCUGGCACUCUUCUGCUCAAAAGGAAGGCCAGAGCCUGCCCAAAUCCACAAGAAAAAAGCUCUUCACCAUCAAGCCACAGUCAGGGACCUAAAGAGAACAAGAGUGACCCUGCCCUUGGUCCUACAGCGCUUUCCCCACCCAGCUUGUACCCCUCUGUGGAUGAGCGACUAUUGCCCAGAAAGAUCAGGCUGAGUCGCUCAAAACUGUCUCCUGAUGUCUGUACAUCUAAGCCUUCCAGCAUUUCAAGUGGACCCAGCUCAGUGCCCACAGCCCCUGGCCGGCGUCUUUGGCGGCAGAAGAGUAUAAAUAAAGAAGUGCCAGAGGACAAGCAGAAACCAGGGAGAGGUAGUCCUCUACAGAACACCCCAAACCCCUCUAGUCUCGGAAAGACAGGUGGGAGCAAGAAGCGGAGCCCUGAAGUCAGGGCACCUCAUUCAGACUCUGCAGAGGAGGGGCAGGUUGGGAGAGUGAAACUUCGAAAGAUUGUCAACGGGACAUGUUGGGAAGUGGUGCAAGAGCCUCCCCUCAAAAACUCUCAAGUUAGCCCUCAGACCUCAGAACCUGGAGACUUGGAAGAGUCCCCUCCAGAGACUCAGCCAUCCUCCAUUAAGGAGCAGGAAAUGUCAUCUGCUAGAAUAGGUCUGUGUCAGGACUCCCCCCUUUGCUCUAGGCUACAAGACAUUCUGCUCUCGGCUAGCCGCUCCCCGGACCACCAGGUGGUGAAGUCCAAGUUUGGGUCCAGUUCAGAGCUGGUAGGGAAGGAAACUGGGUUGGAUAUUGACUGCAGAGAGCCCUAUGCAUUUGACACAGCCCUGCUUGGGCAACCCUGUGAAGCUGAGGAGUACCGAAUCACAAGUGCUGCUGCCACCAGUGAGCUGGAGGAGAUCCUUGACUUCAUGCUCUGUGGCUCAGAUAUUGAGCCACCUAUAGGGUCUCUGGAGAGUCCUGAAGCUGAGGGCUGCAGGACCCCUAGUUAUCACCUGACGGAAACAGGAAAAAACUGGAUUGAAAGGGAAGAAUGGUGUUUGCCAGACAUGGAACUCUGGCCCAGGGAGCUCACAGGACUGGAAAAGGAACCUGUUGGUGAGAGCAAAGAGCCAGUUGAGCCCUUUAGCCCCCUUGUCAUGCCCUCUGAGAACAAAGCACCAGUUGAACCCCUUAGCCCCCUAGUCAUGCCCUCUGAGAUGAGUGAAGAGGAGGUGCUUUCAGUGGGAGGCUCUUGGACUCCAGAGCUGGAAAUCACCAGCUCCCAGCCACCGGAUGGUCAGAAAGACAAGCUUGUCCACAUUGACUCCUGUGACCCUCCCCAAAGGUCCUAUGAGGACCUCUCGCCUCCAUGUUCAAACUGGGUGAAGACUCCGCUGGAAGUGUCCCUAACUAUGGAUGAGGUAUUGUGCCCUUCUCCAGAGGCAGGCAAGGUGGUGUCUGGCAACUCUGAGUUGUUGAGCCCACUUCCUGCUAGCUCUGAAGAGGAAGAGAUUGAUGUGGUGGACUGGACAUCAGAGGGGAGGCUGGUGCCCACCAGUUUUCCCUCCGUAUGGCCCGACCCUUCCUCAGAGUCAGAAACAGAGGUAGACAUACUAACGUAGUGGAGUGGGGAGGGCAGGUCAGGGGCAAUGGGAGGGUAGGAACUGUUGACCAGCAAAAGGUGUAUCGACAGAGGCUAGCAUGUGCCCUGUCCUCUUAGCACAAGAGGCAGGUGUACCCAUGGCUCUCUGUACGUCCCUUCCUCCCCUCCCCAGGCUUUCAGAGCUGGGCAGCAGUACCACAGGUAGAAAACCAUCUUAUUUCUCUGUAAUCUAUUUUCCAAUUAGUGACAAACAAGUGGUCCCUAACUCUAGUGGGUCAUAGGUAACAGCCGAGGCCAGGUUUCCCAGAUUAUGAGGCACCUAUAGUCACUGCUAAUAUAGGAAAGGUUGAGGAAGAACACCCUCUGUGAUGGGAAUUUCGUGUCAGAGAAAAUAUUCCAGGUGUGAAGCAGUGCCGGCUUGGAACAUUAAGUGGGUGGGAGUGACAGGACAUUGUCCAGUACCUAAUGUGUGUGCCUUAUUCAUUGCCAGUAUGGGAAGUCUAGCGAAAACCUCUGCAGGGGCCAGGAAGAUGUACUUCCAUCAUCACUUCCAAGAAGUGAGUUGAAAAAGAUACAAUUGUUUAAAAAAAAAAAUAAAUUACCUUUUCCCCAUAGUUUUUACAGAUAUUUCACAUGCUUUACCAGAGACCCUAGGAGCUCCAGGUUAAUUGGUAACCUUAGGCUAUGAAAAAUACAAGUGGGACCAAUCCCAUAAGGCUGGCUUUGUCCAUCCCUUAAGAUCUAAGAUUAAGUUUGACUUUAUUACUCAAAUACUUUAUUUCAACUUUUAUUAAACAAACCAAAUCCAAGAACUUCUCAGUGCUUUACUACAGGGUUGCCUCACAACCAAACCAUCAUUUCUGGAGGGGAAGAAACCACAGCUUCAGGCACA